Messenger RNA from Linum trigynum, 4040 nucleotides. The record is from the annotation of a GenBank genome assembly. NCBI's taxonomy places the organism in Eukaryota, Viridiplantae, Streptophyta, Magnoliopsida, Malpighiales, Linaceae.
CACAAAUGUCGUAAUUACCGUGAAAUGUACAAAGUCGUCUAGGUUAUGUACGCCAGUUGGAUGGUGUAAUUCAUGUGUAUACAUCUCGGAAUUCACUUCUAUACAUAUAUAUGUUAAGAUUUACUCCUAUAUACAAGUCAGUUUGAGAUCGCCUCUAGCACAAAUGUCGUAAUUACCGUGAAAUGUAACUCCGACAGAGUCAUCUAGGGGCGGAACGCCAGUUGGAUGGUGUAAUUCAUGUAUACAUCUCGGAAUUCACUUCUAUACAUAUAUAUGUUAAGAUUUACUCCUAUAUACAAGUCUGUUUGAGAUCGCCUCUAGCACAAAUGUCGUAAUUACCGUGAAAUGUAAAUCCGACGGAGUCGUGUAGGGGCGGACCCAAAGGUAAGGUAAGGGUGUCUCGGGACACCCCAAAAUUUCGAGGAAAAAAAUAUCGAACCCCCGGUAGUAGUAGGAGUUCCAAAAAAAAAGUGCAUAGUGUUCACUAAGAUUUGAACCCAGGACACCGCUGUUACAAACAAACUUGCUAACCAUUCGGCUAGCACAGAAUCCUUGCAAUAAUUGGAACAUAAAUAUAUUUAUACCGUCUACAGAUUCAGUUAUAUUAAAAAUCCCCAAUUUUCUCUUGAUCCCUAAAAUCAAUUGAUUUGUUUAUUUCUGCUGUACGAAAGGGACACCCCCUCUGCCGAGACGAGGAUUGCCCCCCGCCGUCUUCUCUUCCCACCAACUCCCAAUCCCGCCGUCUUCCCUCAUCUCCAACUCCUAGUCCCACUGUCCCGCCGUCCUUCGACGAUUGAAUAACAAGAUGUCCGCCGCCUGCCGCUUGCCUUGCUGAUGUUCUUCACGACUGCACCUGCUCAAUCGUGCGGUAAAGAGGUAAGUAAGCCCCUUCCCGGAUUCCCCUGUUCAAGGCUCAAGUCUUUUCAUAAUUUCAUUGUUCAAUUGUCGACUAAACUUGUUGUCCAUUGAACUUGUUGUAAAUGCAGAAAACUACCAAAGAACAAAUCCUCAAAGCUUGAACUUGCUCACUGUCGCUGGAGAGAACUAAAACAAAGAAUCAAAGGAGACGGUAAGCACUAAGCAGUUAGCCCUUAAAGACUCGUAAGAGAGAAAUUCCUAGUUGAAUAAUCUAAGCUACUGAAAGUCUGAAACUCCCAAUUGUUGUUGUUUUCUUGUUGUUUAUUGAUGAUGAAAUGACUUAUGAAUGAGGGAAUAUCAUUCACACAGUGGGUUGUUUUCUUGCUGUCCUUUUGUUGUUCUUUCAAAACUAUUUUUGCAUUAUGUUUGCCAAUGUUUAGACCAGUUUGCUUGAAUUUGCGGUAUCAGGAGUCGAUUCAACUUGUCAAUGGAAUUUUGUUUUCAUUGUAUGCUUCAGUUGAUAAACAUUGGAUUUUAGGCUGCUAGUUUGAUCGCCGGUUUUCUAAAAUUUGCAGCAUCAGGGGUCGAUUGAAUGUUGAGGUCGAUUCAACUUGUCAAUUGAUUAUUUUACCUUGUUAACUGUUGUCCUUGCUGCCCAUUUGCUUGAUUCAAUUUAACUUGUUAACUGUUGUCCUUGCUGCCCAUUUUCUUGAUUCAAUUUAACUUGUUAACUGUUGUAUUAACUAAUGUGGUCGUUGCUGCCAAUUUGCUGGAGUCAAUUUAACUUGUUAACUGUUUUAUAUGCAGUCAUGGCUUCAAUUGAUAAAUCGUGGAUGCAAGUCUGAAACAGAUCAUGCUUAGAAUAUUUUAAUGGAGUCGAAAGCUUUCUUGACUAUGCAUUUGCUAAUGUGGUCGAGGAAGACAUGAAGAUUAAGUGCCCUUGUGUAGAUUGUGACAAUUUGUACAGGAGGGAAAGGACUCAAGUGCAAUCACACCUUUUAUACAGAGGAAUCAAGCGAUAUUAUACUAAGUGGGAGCAUCAUGGGGAGCGUGAUGACCCCACUGAUUCAUCCUCUGAUGAGUUUGAAGAAGAAGAAAAUGAGAUGCAGACAGAUGAUAUACAAGGAUUGCUAAAUGAUUUGAGACCACAUUUCGGUUGGGACAACGAUGGUGUAAAUGAACCAGAAAAGCCUAACGUAGAAGCCAAAAAGUUCUUUAGACUUCUUAGCGAGGCAGAAAAGCCAUUGUACGUUGGCAGUGAGAAGCAUUCAAAUUUGUCCUUUUUGAUCAAGAUGAUGCAUAUCAAGUGCUUGAAUGGUUGGAGUAACAGCUCAUUCACUAUGUUGUUGAAGACUGUCCGUGAGACAUUACCAACGUCGGCUGAUUUCUUGCCAAAAAAUUAUUACGGGGCUAAGAAGAAUUUCAGAGAUCUUGGACUACAUUGUGAAGAAAUACAUGUUUGCAAAAAUGACUGCAUCAUCUAUUAUGCAGAACAUAAGAAUGCUCUUAGAUGUGAAAUUUGUUCAGCUUCCAAGUACAAGUCAGUUUACAAGGAUAGCAAAGGGAAGGUAAAAAAGAUACCGUGGAAAAUUUUAAGAUACUUUCCCAUUGGAAAGAGGUUGCAGAGGUUAUUCAUGUCCUCACAGACUGCUGAGUAUAUGGUAUGGCAUCAUGAAGAACGCUCAAAGGAUGAAUUCUUAAGACAUCCUGUAGACUCCGAGGCUUAGAGGGCCCUUGAUGAAGCUAGUUUAUCCUUUGCUAGUGAUCCUCGAAAUGUCAGAUUGGGAUUGGCUACCGAUGGUUUCAAUCCUUUCGGAAAUAUGAAUAAUAAUUACAGCUUGUGGCAUGUUCUUGUCUUUCCCUACAACCUCCCUCCUUAGAUGUGCAUGAAGAGUCCUUACAUCUUCAUGUCAUUGCUCAUUCCGGGCCCAAAAGGUCCAGGAAAUGACAUAGAUGUUUUCCUGAGGCCUCUUAUUGAUGAUUUGAAGAUUUUAUGGAAUGACGGCAUUGUCACUUAUGAUGCAUUCAGGAAGGAAAAUUUCAAUAUGAAAGCUGGUAUUUUAUGGACUAUUAAUGAUUUCCCAGCAUAUGCUUGUCUUUCAGGCUGGAGUACAAAGGGAAAGCUAGCAUGUCCAUGUAGUGCAGCUCAAACUUCAUAUUUGAGAUUGGAGAAUGGGAGUAAAGAAUGUUAUAUGGAUCAUCGUCGUUAUUUGCCUGCAAAUCAUAAAUGGCGGAAGCAAAAGAGAGAUUUUAAUGGCAAAGUGGAAAAAAGGGUUGCACCAAAGCGCCCAUCUGGUCAAGAAGUGGCUAACGAGAUCUUGUCUCUGGAAACAGUUCCCUUUGGUAAGAAAGGAAAGAAGCGAAAAAUUGAUGGGUUUAGCAAAACUAAUAAUUGGAGAAAACAGUCUGUGUUCUUCGAAUUUCCAUACUGGGAAAAGCUCUUGGUACGUCACAAUUUGGAUGUCAUGCACAUCGAAAAGAAUAUUUGUGAUAGUAUUCUGGGCACGAUAAUGAAUCUACCAGGGAAAACAAAGUAUGGUUUGAAUGCUCGGCUUGAUCUGCAGAAUAUGAAUAUAAGGCAUGAACUCCAUCCUAUAGAAGAAAACGGCAAAAUUAAGUUGCCACGGGCUGUCUACAGUAUGAUAAGCGAGGAGAAAAAGGCUCUUUAUCAAUGGCUUUCAAGUUUAAAAGUUCCUGAUGGUUACUCUGCAAAUAUAUCUAGAUGUGUUAAUCUUGAGGAAAGCAAAGUUUCAGGGAUGAAGACUCAUGAUUGUCAUAUCUUCUUAGAAAGAUUGCUACCACUUGCAGUUCGUGAGCUAUUACCGAAAGAUGUAUUUGAUGCACUGAUUGAGUUCAAUAAUUUUUUUAGGGAAAUAUGCUCAAAAGAGUUGAAGGUUGAGGAUCUAGAUAAUCUAGAGAAUCAAAUAGCUUUGACACUUUGUAAGUUGGAAAGAAUUUUCCCACCGGCAUUCUUUGAUGUUAUGAUUCACUUGUCAAUCCAUCUCCCAUGGGAAGCAAGAAUUGCUGGUCCAGUGCAAUACCGUUGGAUGUAUCCGAUUGAAAGGUACGUACCUUCUCCAACAGGUUUCUUUAACAUUUUUUAUGUAACAGAGCUUGGUUUGAGUGAUAUGUUAUGGACAAAAGUGUUGUGCUUUCCUUUUCAAUAAAAGUUUAGUUGUGAU